Messenger RNA from Closterium sp. Naga37s-1, 2928 nucleotides. Lineage: Eukaryota; Viridiplantae; Streptophyta; Zygnematophyceae; Desmidiales; Closteriaceae. The record is from the annotation of a GenBank genome assembly.
AUGGCGGAUUUUAGCGACGACGUCUUGGGUCUCAUUUUCUCCCACCUCCGUCUGCCAGACCUCGCUCGCUGCGCGUGCGUUUCCCGCACUUUCCUCCGCGUUUUCCGCGACGACCAGCGCCUCUGGCACCCGGCGUGCGACCGUCGGUGGGGCCACGUCACCUCGUUGCACACGUGGCUGUCCCCUCCCCACCAAUCCGCCCAUCUGCCAUUCAAUCAGCAGCCGCACGAUCAGCAGCCUGGGAAAUUGACGACCUUUAAAAGCCUGUACCACGUGCUGGACACGUGGGAGUCGCUGAUUGGUUUCUGGCGCGGAGUCGGCGACGGCGGAUUGGGCUCGCUCGUCGCGUUCCAAUGGCGAAACGGUUAUAUCGAGGGCGUGCGCGUGCUUCCCGCGGCUCCGGUUGGCCCGCCAGCCCAUCACAGAGCAGUCGACGGUCGGCGUCGUCGUCAGUACGACGACGCGCAUGGCGAUCCGCUAGGCGACGAGAGAAGCAUUUCGCCGUACGCUGUCGUCAGGGUUCCUUUCCUUCGCGUCGCCCCCGCUCCUAGAUGCCGCUUUAUACCCGAUAUAGAGUAUUAUACACAUGGACAAGGGGAAGCCGGUUAUAGUCACAGCGAUGGAGGUCGACGCGGAUCGUCAUGGCCGCAAAUGGACGCGUCAGAUGUGUCUUGCUGGAUCGACACUGAUUGGCCGACUCACGCUGACAAGAUCAUGCUGUCAGCUGGGCCGACCAAUGGCAGAGGGACACGUGGCAGCCAUCACCGGAGGCGCAGUAGCGGCAGGGAAGGCGGAGCGUGGGUGCCCGCAGAGGUGAAAUUCGUGUCGGGAAAUCACCUGGUCGUUUCCGCUGGCGGGAAUCAGCACAUGCUGGGUUGGAGCAAUGGCGCCAUGGGAAACGGAAACGGAAACGGAUUGCCACGUGGAUUAGGAGGUUUGUACGAAAGUGCUGGUUACAAGGGUCGGGGUGGCAAUAGAGGGAGCAGCGGGAGCGGCGCGGGUGGCUCUAGGCUCAUUGACGAAGGGCGGCUUUCUUCGUCGCUACCUCAGUCAUCAUCAUUAUCGUCAUCAUGGUCAACUCUGUCCGCGCACUCCCCCUCGUCCCGCGCCCGUCGCGCUUCCGCCUACCCGCGCCCUUCAAACGCCCAGCCGUUCCCCUUCUCCCCGCAGCCCUGUCCGCUCUUCACCUCCCCGUUGUCCUCCGCCCUGUCCUCCGCCUCCCCGCACACCCCUUCCCCCGCCCCCGCCCCCUCGCCCUCCCCCUCCCCUUCCGCCUCCCCUUCCUUGCGCCAGCAAGAGAGCCCUCCCCCAAAGCGCAACCUCCAGUUCGGGCCCCCCUCCCCCUCGUCCCCCUCCCCUCCGCCCCCUUCCCCUUUUUCACCCUCACCGGCUGCAGCAGCGGUGCAGUGUGAUUCCCGAGUUGACGCCCCUUUCAUGACUCUCUGCGAGCCAGAACAAGGGGAGCAGGGAAGCGCGCAGGGUUUGGGGGAAGGGGAUCAAGGGAGAGUGCAGGGAGCAGAGGAAAGGGAGCAGAGAGCAGAGCAGGACGGGGAGCAGGGAAGCCUCGUGCAGGGAAGGGUGAAGCAGGGCACGCAAGGGGCGCAAGGGGCGCAAGGGGUGCAGAGAAGGGUUCAGUUCCAGGUGGACGGUGUUCAACCUCGGACAUUAGACAAGACAUUAGACAACGAUAGCAGAAGCAGCAGCAGCAGCACAAGUGCGGUUUUCCAGGUGGAUGAUGUGGCUCCCUCCGGUCCAUAUCUCGUUGGAGAGAGUGAGACGAGCAGCAGAGCUGGUAUGUCAGACAGGGGAAAAGGUAGGAGCCGCAGAGUUGGUACUCCUGAUAGCGAGAAAGUGAGAAACGGCAGAGCUGGUAUUGCUGAUGCAGCUGAUUCCGACCGCCUCUCUUCCUCCCUCCCCAACCCGUCUCCCGCCUGGUCCCCCUCCCCCUCCGCCUCCCUUCCCCGCCCAUCCUCUCCCCACGCCUCCCUGCACGCGCCCUUCGAGCUCUACCAAUCGCUGGCGUCCAGGUCAGCAGCCGCGGGCGCCAGCAAGGCGAUGAGGCGGCAGCAGCGGAAGGAGCGGCAGCGGGCGGCAGAGAUAGCCGAGGCAGGAGGGGUGCGCAGCCAGCUCUCCGCUGGGAGUGCUGCUGUGGAGGUGGUUGGGGAGAGAGGGGCGUGGGGAGCGGAAGUAGGUGGGGGAAGGGGGUGGGGGAGGGGAGCGGAGGGGAGGGGAGGGGCGGGCGGAGGGGUUGGUGGUGGAAGGGGUGGAGGGGGGAAGGGGGAGGAGGAGCAUCUGGUGAGAGUGAUGCCUAACCAGCUGGAGCCUUCACCGCUGUGCCCUUUGCAGGGACUCUGGAAGGUGGGUGGGUGGGCAUCUGGUGAGGGUGAUGGGAAUCCUGCUGGAACCUUCACCGCUGUGCCCUCUGCAGGGUCUCUGGAAGGUGGGUGGGUGGGCUUCUCAGGCGCCUCUAAAGGCAUCUGGGGGGAGGAGGAGCAUUUGGUGAGGGUUGUGGCGAGGCAGUUGGAGCCAUCACCGUUGUGCUCCCUGCACCUGCAGGGGCUGUGGAAGGUGUGCCUUUCCCCCCUCUUUCCCUGCCUCACCUUCCCCCUCUCGCCCCUCUCCGUCCUGCUCCCAUGCCACAGGGCGUGUGCCAGCACAGCAGCCUCGAUUUCAUCCUGCUCACAUGCACUGAAUCUGGACAGCUGCAGUGCCGCCGGGUGGCACAGUACAAGCAGCCCCCCCCGCACGCCCGCGCGGUUACCACCACCGCCACCCGCAGCAGCGAGCGGCGCUUGCGGCGCCGCCAGGCCAGGGCACGAGCUGAGGGGAGAGCCGAAAGGAGUGCCGGGGGAAGCACAGGGGGGAGAGCCGAAGGGAGAGGGGGAGGAAGUGGAGAGAGGGCAGCAGGAGAGGGAGCGGCGCGAGUAG